AUGCCUUCGAUCGAUGUCGCCAUGGCGAGGAGUCUCCGAGGAGGAGUGUGGGGAUCAGUGGUGUCGAGCAUGGCCGCGGACAUUCAGAGUCGCGGAAUUACAGACACAGUACAGAGCGCCGGAAACUCGAUCAACGAUGUGAAGACGGCGUUGUCUAGUUGGGACAAUUGCAUGUCCGUUAAUUUCUGCAAGUGGCCCGUCAUUGGAAUCAUGAUCUUCGGAGGCCUCAUCAUUUUCUCUAUCGUAUGGUGCAUCAUCCGGUGCGCUUGCUGCGGUCUGUCGUGCUGCUGUCAGUGUUGCUACUGCUUGAAGUGCUGUGGUAACUGCUGCGGUUGCUGCGACACCCCCAAGGGAACACCUCACAAGCACCUCGACGACAAUUCGUAUGGACCGAACAAUCAGGGAUAUAAAUCCCAGGCGCCCAUGGCUCCCUUUUACAACAAUGCCAGCACCGCGCCUGCACACCAGGCGAAUUCAACAGCACCCGUGGCUUCCGGAGCCGCGGCGCCGCCUCAGUAUGCUGAAUUCGAAGUCAGCAAAUCAGGUGCCAAUCCGGCAGACGCUGAUUCACUUCCCGCGAUGCCCAGUUGGGAGGGUGCAGGUUCGAAGAAGGUGGCACUUGAGGAGGAGGUGGAGCUCGAACAGAUGAACAAACCGGCUGUAUCACCGAACCCGAACGGACAGAACAUGCCUCUCAUGGCACCCAACGCCAUGUCCCAUCCGAACAGCCCCAUGCCGGGUGACAGGAGCCCUUAUGGCCAAAAUUCUCAGGCCGGGCCCAGCGGUUACUUCACCAACGCCAAUCAGCCUGCGGGUCCCUACGAAAUGGCAGGCAACGGCUACAGUGAUGGAGCAUACGGACAGUCAGCGUCUUCUUUCGGUGUAGACCAAGGAUAUGGAAAUGGGGCCAUGGCUGCCGGAGGCAUGGCGAUGCAGGGUAGAGGUACACCUCACCAAGAGUUCAACAACAAUGGCUACGGGCCCCAGAGAGGUCAGACGUACCCCCGUCCUCAGCAAGAUUUCGAUCAGGGCUUCGGCAACAGCUACGAGCAGGGAGGCUAUGGCAUGGGCCGUCCUCCCCGGAACGGCCCCAGCCCGGCACCGAUACCCCGAAGCUUCACAGCACCACCUCGCGAUGGACCCAGUCCCGCCCCGGCUGGAUAUCGCCGCUCUCCUGGUCCUCAAGCCGGCGGUUACCGCGGCCCUCCACCCCCUCCCAGCGACUACCGGCGAUCCCCCGCGCCUCAAAACGACUACGGCUUUGACCAGAAGAAUCAGCAAGGCCAGUUCCUCAAUGAGAACUACGGUCGUCCCCAGUACGGAGCAAACUCGCGUCAACCGUCUUCAGAGUCGACUCGCCCUCUUGCUCCUCAGCGCAGCUACACUGGCGACCAAAGCAUGGCAUCUCCGGACCUGCAUGAUUCUGGCGGUUUUGACUUCAGCUCUGGCUACAGUCGUCCGCAACAAUACAACUAUAACCGCGGCCCGAGCGGUGGCAACCAACAUGUCGAGGACGAAGACGAACAGCGACCCCCGCAAAGCAGCGGCGGCACCUACCCAGGAUACAAGGCGUACCAGCCGACAAAGGAUGGCUGGAGUGGCGUCUGA
Colletotrichum tamarilloi is the source of this 1608-nucleotide messenger RNA. RefSeq lists its product as uncharacterized. The record is from RefSeq and is a predicted model, not a curated record. The transcript has 2 exons. Gene Ontology annotation, cellular component: plasma membrane; cellular bud neck. Bases 1 to 1608 code for a protein of 535 amino acids. Lineage: Eukaryota; Fungi; Ascomycota; Sordariomycetes; Glomerellales; Glomerellaceae.